Molecule: messenger RNA, 2888 nt
Organism: Pararge aegeria (speckled wood butterfly)
Lineage: Eukaryota; Metazoa; Arthropoda; Insecta; Lepidoptera; Nymphalidae
Product: glycine-rich cell wall structural protein 1.8-like
Exons: 3
Coding region: 46-2580 (844 amino acids)
Source: RefSeq, a predicted model, not a curated record
CCAUCGCAGCGUUUUGAGCUUGGGAGAUAAAGGUUAAUCUCCACGAUGGCUCCAAUCUACUUGAUAUUCUUACUCUGCGCGCUUGUAAGCGGUUACAGACGUGAUUCGAGCGUAGGCCGCCAAGCAUCGAACUCAGCAGGAUUGAAUGGCUUGGGAGGUUCAGCUUCAAGUGGUUUAGGAGAAACAGGAAGUGGACUGCUUGGAUCAGGCAGCUAUGGUAGUGCCAGUGGAUUUGGUUCAAGCGGCGCAGAUGCAUCACGCGGCUUGGGUGGUUUUAGUAGUGGUUCGAGUGAAUCGGGUGGAUAUGGUAGUCAGAGUGAACAAUAUCAGGGAAAUGCAGGACGCGGACCUGGUAGCUCGAGUGGUUCGAGUGGUUUGGGUGCCGGAGGGUAUGGGUCAAAUGCAGCAGGUGCAGGAGGUUAUGGCUCGGGUGCAGGAGGUUACAGCUCGAGUGCAGGUGGUUACGGAUCGGGCGCAGGAGGUGCAGGAGGUUAUGCAUCGGGAGCUGGAGGUGCUGGAGCGUACCAUAGUGGUGCUACUGGUGCAGGAGGCUAUAGUGAGAGCUCGGGGUAUGGUGGGGCCAGUGGCUCAAAUGGUCAAGGAUCUGAAGGAUACAGAGGAGGGUCUGGCUUAGGAGGCUCUGGUGGGAGUGCUGGUGGCUACAGCAUGGAUGCUGGGGGCGCCGAAAGUUACGGAUCGGGUACAGGAGGCUAUGGCUCGGGUGCAGGAGGCGCAGGAGGUUAUGGCUCGGGUGCAGGAGGUGCAGGAGGUUAUGGCUCGGGUGCAGGAGGCGCAGGAAGUUAUGGCUCAGGUGCAGGAGGUUAUGGCUCGGGUACAGGAGGUGCAAGAGGUCAUGGCUCGGGUGCAGGAGGCGGAGGAGGUUAUGGCUCGGGUGCAGGAGGUGCAGGAGGUUAUGGCUCGGGUGCACAAGGCGCAGGAAGUUAUGGCUCGAGUGCAGGAGGCGCGGGAGGUUAUAGUUCUGGUGCGGGUGAUAGUCAAGGAGCUGCUGCUGGUUAUAGGGGCUCAAAGGGAUCUUCACGCUCAGUUGCUAGUUCAAAGAAUUUAAAUUUACUAGGACUUCGAGCAGAUCACAACGGGCUUACUGAACAAGACGUUAAGGCAUUAUCUGAUGCAAGACGUAGAUAUGGUUUGCAAUAUGUACCACAAUAUCCUCAGAGAUUACCACAUCCAUACCCUCAAACACUACCUCACAGAUUACCUUACGGGCUACAAUCUGGGUAUUCGCAAGUACCUUUGUUCAACAAUCAUCCAUUUUCUAGGAGUAUGAGCGGUGCUAGUACAAGUGAAGGUCAAAGCAAGUCCAGAAACGUAGGGACAAAGGGUGCUAGUGGUGGUUCGGCAGGUGUAGGAGGUUAUACUAGUGAACAAGGCGGAUCCAGUGGGUUAGGAGGCGGUAGUUAUAGUGCAUCAGGCGCUGGUAUUUCCAAUGGUUUAGGAGACGCUAGUGGUUAUAGUGGCAGUUUAGGACAUGGUGGGUCCAGUGCGCUAAACGGGCAAGGUUAUAGGGAAGGCUCUAGUGGUUACGGAGCUGCAGGAGGCUAUGGAUCAGGCUCAGGUAGUGCAGGAGGCUAUGGAUCAGGUUCAGGUAGUGCAGGAGGUUAUGGAUCAGGCUCAAGUAGUGCAGGAGGCUAUGGAUCAGGUUCAGGUAGUGCAGGAGGCUAUGGAUCAGGUUCAGGUAAUGCCGGAGGCUAUGGUUCGGGUGCAGGAGGUGCAGGAGGCUAUGGAUCAGGUUCAGGAGGUGCGGGCGGCUACGGAUCAGGUUCAGGUAAUGCUGGAGGUUAUGGGUCAGGUGCAAGUAAUGCAGGAGGCUAUGGAUCGGGUGCAGGACGUUAUGGCAGUGGAUCUAGUAGUGCCAGUGGCUCAGGAGAUGCUAGUGGUUAUAGUGGAAGUUCAGGGCAUGGUGGAGCUGAUGGAUUAAGUGGGCACGGAUCAGAAAAUUAUAGAGAAGGCUCCACCAACUUAGGUAGUGCAGGUGGCUAUGGAUCGGGUGUAGCUAGUGCAGGAGGUUAUGGAUCGGGUGCAGGUAGUACGGGAGGAUAUGGAUCAAGUGCAGGCAAUGCGGGAGGUUAUGGAUCGGGUGCAGGUAGUGCGGGAGGUUAUGGAUCGGGUGCAGGUAGUGCGGGAGGUUAUGGAUCGGGUGCAGGUAGUGCGGGAGGUUAUGGAUCGGGUGCAGGUAGUGCGGGAGGUUAUGGAGCGGGUGCCGGAAGUGCAGGAGGCUAUGGAUCGGGUGCAGGAGGUGUUUCUGGUGGUUCAGCUAGUUUAGGAGGUGCUAGUGGUUAUAGUGGUUAUAGUGGUUCAGGGCUCGGUGGGGCUGGUUCAGAAGGCUAUAGGGGAGGCCCUAGCAGUCAAGGGGGUGCAGGAGGUUAUGGAGGAGCUAGCGGUAUGAGUGGCUAUGGAAGCGGAGCGAGUGGAAAUGAUGGAGCAGCUGGUUAUAAUAGCGGUUUAGGUGGAUCUGGUUCGAGCGGUUAUGUUAGUGGAUCUAGUAAUUCAGAAAGUGACUUGUAUCAUAAAUCCGACGCAUCUUUGGCACGCUUGCACCACGUUAGCUCUCGAUUGUGAGUAUUAGUCUCUUAUUCUAUUAGGCCAAUUUAUUUUCGUCAGUGUAUUGGAGAGGGCGUAUUGACAUUUUACAGAGGGCAUUAAUCAUAGAGCAUUUAAUGUUUGCGAUUGAUGUAAACACGUUUUGGCUAGUUUAUACCUCUAUGGUCCAUACUUGCUUAAUUACCUUAAAAAGUUUAAUUGUACAUUGGCCCUUUCUAGUAUGCACAGAUGAACGCAGUAACGACAUUUCUUCACUUAUUUUAUUUAAUAUUGGCCUAUAUAUAUUCGAUAUGUAAAUUAAAAAGUUUAUAAAAGGAUACUACAAU